AUGGCUGAACCAACUGGUCUUGCCGAGGCUUUGGAGAAGCUCGCUAAGAUCCUCGCGGAGUCCAACUCUGGGGCCAUCGUUCCUCGACAGGAAGUGGCUCAAAAGCUUGAAAUGUCGCCCCUGGACAUGAAGCUAGAGGGGGCAACAAAUUAUUUGAGCUGGUCCAGAAGGGCUUUGUGGGCUGUGGAGCAGAAGGAGCUUGAUGGAUAUUUGUUGGGCACCGUUGUAGAACCAAGGGACACGAGUAGUGCAGAGGGCAAGAGGUGGAAGGUCAUCCACUCUGUACUUAUGGUGUGGUUGUUGAACUCCGUGGUGCCCUCCAUUGGACGCUCUGUGGAGGGGCUAUCC
This is a messenger RNA of Triticum aestivum (bread wheat), 348 nucleotides long. RefSeq lists its product as uncharacterized. Gene Ontology annotation, molecular function: zinc ion binding; nucleic acid binding. Lineage: Eukaryota; Viridiplantae; Streptophyta; Magnoliopsida; Poales; Poaceae. The record is from RefSeq and is a predicted model, not a curated record.